Molecule: messenger RNA, 1050 nt
Organism: Akanthomyces muscarius
Lineage: Eukaryota; Fungi; Ascomycota; Sordariomycetes; Hypocreales; Cordycipitaceae
Exons: 1
Coding region: 1-1050 (349 amino acids)
Source: RefSeq, a predicted model, not a curated record
AUGGUCGAGUGUCUAGACGGUUCUUGUGCCGUUGUGGUUCAGACUCGCGACGAAAAACGCAAAAGCUUUAAGCAUGAUGAGUCGAGCGCUGCAGACAUCUAUCAAGGCCUUCGCGAUGAUCUGUUCCGCAUUGGACAGAACUACUUUGUCUUUAACUUUGACCUCGCGCGUAUUGAAGGCGACCUUCAUGAUGCGUGGGACGAGCUGAUCCAUGCCGCAAAACGUCUUCCAUUGGAUGGUGCAGAGCAUGAUAGGCUUGUCACACUCAUCUUAGAGCUUCGAGAACUUGGACAGCUCCAGAGAAAGAAAAAGGACACUGACCUGGAGGAAGUGGCUGUCAUGCCCAACGGUGAGCGGCUAUGGAUCGAUCUCCCUUACCUCGCAGAGGAGCUCUACGCAUCUUGGAUGAGAGAAUCUACGUCUCUCACCAGGCAUGAGCGGCAGAGCCUCGCCGUCUUUUCAGGUAAACUCUGCGCCGUUGGGGUUUGCGUUCCCGAGCUAGCUCAAAGCGCGCUGUGGCUGCUUAAAGAGGCGCUGGAAACGGAUAGGCCAGAGACUGGUCCCAGCACCGGAAGUCGCGCUUUGGUCAGGGCGUCACCGACCAUCGCCGACCUACUACCGGCAUGCCUCGCGUGGUUGAAGUUUGGGAAUGGCAAGCUCGCUAAACUAUCCUUGGAGAACUAUCGUCCUACCACUGUUCAGGUUGAUGUUUCAUCACAUUCCCCGGGGUCCCUCGCGACAGGAUCCGGUAUUGAGAGCGAGGGCUUCAGCUUGGCAAGAUGGCUCUUUUGGAGACAGCGUUUGGGUGAUUUAUACCGUCAUGGCUGCGACGAGGUCGCGAAACUUGCCAGAGCCUGCUUUGAAGAGAUGAUCUACGCAGGGCUCGCGAUGAGCAUCGACAUUCCUGGUGAGAAAAGGUACUUAGCAAAACUCUUCGAAGCUCUCGACAAAGAGCUUGCCUCUAAACCCAAGUGGAGUUGUCUUGGUGCCGAAGAUAUCGAGAUUGACCCGACGUGGGCAAUUGAGGACCAUGGCGGUGGUGCGGCAUGA